This is a messenger RNA of Xyrichtys novacula (pearly razorfish), 6376 nucleotides long. Lineage: Eukaryota; Metazoa; Chordata; Actinopteri; Labriformes; Labridae. The record is from the annotation of a GenBank genome assembly.
GCUCCUGAUUGGCUGCGCAGACAGGCAGGUAGUAGCUUCACAGCCGGACAAAAACAGACUGCUCAUAAGCUAUCGCUGCAUCUCGAGUCUUGCUCUAACUUAGUUAAGUUGUGUAAUUAUUUACAGCACGGAGAUCGGGUAACUACCAGCAUUUUUUUCUUGCAGGAUACCCAGCUCGAGGUAAGACCUGUUCAAGUUAUCCAACACAAACACACUUUAAAGCUCGUCUGCUUUACGCCGUAUGUUCAAAUGUACUUUUCUUGAAGACUCGAUGGGACAGGACAGCUUGUCUUUGUGCUCGGUCAAACCACCAACAUAUUGUCAGUCUGCUAGGUUUGGCUUGUUCUUGUAAACCUGGAAAUGCACUGGAGUUAAAGAGCAAUGUUUUAAGGGAAAAGAAAAGUAGAUAACACUACAGCAGAGUUUCUCAGGUCAAAGCAUUCGCUUCAAAGUUGCCUGCCGAGAAAUGUUUAGCCGUGGUAAAGAGAUACUGUAUGUUCAGAGAGACUAAUGUUUUAUUGACUGAAGGAUAAUCUGGUCAAAGUUUAAACUGGUCUUUGUUCAGUACAUUUGAGGAAUAGAAAGCUAACUUGAGGUUUUGUUUGAUUGACUAAGCACUCUUGUCACAUGAGGUCUUUUUUGCCACACUGUGUUUUUUGCUCAUUGAAAACCACAAACUGUGUCUAGCUGCGAAUAGUCUGCAUUCUCUCCUUACUUACCACACUUUUAAGUCUAUUAUACUAAUAUACACUAGCCAGCCAUAACGUUAUGAAGACCUGGGCAAACUAAUGCCACCCAAUACAACCGCACUACCACAGGUUCAUACUUUCAGGAUGCUUCUACAUUUCCAGUUGUAGACAAAUGGUCUUUAUAUUUGUUUUUAAGACGCAUCUGUUUUCUUUUUUUCCUUUUUCAUGCUAUUGGGACUUGAGCCUGUAAUAAAAUUCAUAUACAUAGUGGGUGGUGCUGUACUGGUGUGUGUUGUACUGAAAGAUGGUACUAAUAUUUUGUCCAUUUAAUUAAAUAAACAAUCAUUUCAACAUAACACACUCCUGUACACCACAACUUCAAUGGGUUUCUUCACACAUUAAUGCCUCGAUCAGUUACUACACCCAGAGAUUCUCCAGUUUUGUAUAUAGCAUGUGUGCUGUCUGAUGUUUCCUUCUUUUUUUGUAUAACAGCUAUAUUAUCAUCUUUCAGGUUGGACAUGAAGCUCUGCUCUCCUCUCCUGCUGUGCCUGGUAGUAGCCCUGUCUUCUGCCUAUGUGAUCACACAUCAUCAUCACCAUCAUCAUGACAGCAUGUGGACCAAACUGAUUCUGACUCAUCACUGGCCAAACACCUUCUGCAGUGUGAGUGUCUCUGUGUCAUUUCUUUGACAUCCAGAUGUUUGUUCUCAGGGAGACGUUUUGUUUGACACAUCACAGUUAGAAACCAAGUGUUAUACAAAAACUUAUACCUGUCCUUAAGCUGCUAAAAUACCCCACAACCAUAAAGUUAUGAUAGUUAUUACACCUAUGCUUAGUCAACAAACUAUUUCUGUCUGGUUAGAGUAAUCCCUGCACCACAGCAUGUUGGCCACAGGUUGAAGAAGGCUCUGCAUACAUUUUGCUGAGGUUUAAGGGGUAGUUUAGUCUGUGUUGGUAAUGACAAAGUGAGGGUUGUGUAGUUAUAUUAAGAUUUAUGUAACAGUUGUGUUCAAUUGUUCAAAAACAUGGUUUCUCAGCUCCAAAUAUUACCCCAAAAAUCGCCUAAAUACUGCAUUAUGAUGUAAUGUUGACAGAAUUAUCACUAAAUCCUUCAGAGUCAUGUGAUGUUUAAGUCUAAGUCAUGAGAGAGGCUGUGUGACUGUACACAUUCUGGUUGGAUUGGGCAAUUUUUUUUCUACAAGGUACCGUCAAACAUUUCCACAAGUCACAUCACAAAAAACAACCAACAUCCUCUUUUUUGUGUUUUUUGAGCACACUCCUCUGACUUCUUAAUAAAUUCUGUAAAACAGCACAGACCGUAUUGUUUAGAGAUGUGUCUGGUGUUAUAUGUUCAGCUGUAAAGGUUUUAUUCGACAAACUGUUGUCACACAUGAAAAGUUUUACAUUUUUUUGCUUUCAUUUUGCUGAACGACUUUAAAGACUUUUAUUUUGGGGAAUUACUUUCUGUUGGUCCUGGGAGGAAUUUGGGCCAGAGUAGACAUUCUGUGUAUACUAUGUUGUCCCUAAAUUACAAAGCUGCAACAGUUCCCCUUUCUACAUCUCAACAGCGUCACAUUUAUGGCAGGGAAAGAAGAAAUGUCCCUUUUAUUAACUUGCGAAAACAAAACAGGGGAUAUACUGCAUCUUUGAAAUACCCAAUGAGUACUUCUGGAAAAAUAUUUGGUUAAGCUUUCUGGUUGAUUACAAUCACAUGUUUUUUUUCUUGAACAAAUUUCAGAUGGAGCACUGUAAACCAAAUAUCAGCUACUGGACACUGCACGGACUCUGGUAUGAAAGUUUGUUGUUUCAUUUGCAUUAGCCAGUGUUCCUAUGAAUUUGUAUUCAUGUCCUUGUGGUGACUCUUUCUAUUUUCCAGGCCUGAUAAAGGGAUGGACUGCAACUCAUCUUGGCAUUUCAACAGCUCUCAAAUAGAGGUAUGACUCUGAUCAUUGUCUCCGUAACCACGAGAAAUGCAGGAGUCAUUCCUUGUCCUUCUGCAAACUCUGAAAUCUAUUAAUCUCUUAAUUCGGGGUACUGAGAAGGAAGAUAAACACACACGCAUUUACUCCUCUGACAAGAUGAAAGACAAACAAUGAAAAGAAAAUAUGUAAUUAUGUACAUCAAUGUGAAAAAGGUCCUAUAGUUUAAUUCACAAUAGUGGAGAAAAGAUGCAGAGUAUAUUUUUUGGUCUGUUUUGGUCAAAAAAUUGUUUUUUUUUUUGUUUGCUUGUUUGUUUUGACAAAAAAUUGAUUUCAGGACCUGCUUCCAGACAUGAAGAGGAGUUGGCCGGACUUGCUGAAACCCACGUCUACUGAAUUCUGGUAUGCAUCAAUAAACCCUUCAAUAUUUACUGUCAGACCCCUCAAACUUCCUCAGACUUUACUCAACCUUUGACUGGUUUACCAGAAUGUUUUUGCAGAGAUGGAACCACAAAAGGAUGUUAUUUGCAUUCUCAGCUUUUUAAAGAAGUGAAAAUUGUAAUAAGGCACAUUAAGCACUUAUCCAUAGACUAUAAAAUUACAUAGUUCAUUAGUCAUUAGUUUUGCUGGCCUCAGCUGCACUUCUCGAUUCUUCCAGUCUAAUCCUGAAAACUGAGGAAACAUACACAGCUGUGUCCAAACUUAGAUUAUAGUUAUCAUGCAGCCCAUGCUUAAAUUUGUCCUUUGCAGUUAAAAGCUGAUUCUGUCUCUCUGUCUGUUUCAACAGGAAGUAUGAGUGGCAUAAACACGGGACAUGUGCAGCCAAAGCAGACUCUCUGAAUAGCCAACAUAAAUACUUCAGCAAGGCAUUGGAACUCUACCAUAAAGUGGAUUUGGACAGGUAUGGCAUAUAAACACUAGUAGUGAGUGAUUCUGACAAAAAGUAGUAUAUGAAUAUUUGGGGGAAUUUUGCCAAUGACAAUAAUCAUGUUAUUUUGUAUCUCUGAAAAAACAGUGCAGUAAAACAACCAAAGGGAGUGUUGGUAAAGGUUGUGUAAUGUCCUAGCUCAGUCUUGUUAAUGUUAUAUUAAAUAAUAUUGGGACAUAUUUAUCAACUUUAAACUAAUUUCAAGUCAGUACUUUACAAAAACAGUGAAAUCACCAGAGCAAGUACUGAGAUUAAACGGGGCAAGUUAGAGGAACCAUCUAAUUUUGCUGAGUGUGUUUUUGUGUUUUUAGUUUCUUACUCAGUUGGCUUUUCAUUUGCAUAUGUGCUGAGAGUUAAACUAGAUAUCAAACGGUCUUUAACUGCAAUUGCUCUCUGAUGUGGGCAGUAUAUUGGAGUCAUUUGAGUGUCAUCUGUCUUUUUGAAGCCAAACCACCUCCAUGCGAGUGAGGACAAUCCACUUCUAGCUAUUAAAUCUAAUGGUGUUAAUUUAGAGGCUGCUGGGGUUGUGUUAUGUCUCUUGGUGCUGUUUGUUCACUCAUUUUAUAUUGCAGCCAUGCAAGGAGCUACUCUAGUUUAGCUUGCUGGGAUGUGUAAACACUGCAUAUGAUCUUAAUGUAUUUACACAGCAGUCUGUUCUACUUUGCUUCAUAAUUUACAGUGAUUGUGGGUGGACACUAAAUGCAUGUUUUUACAGGUUUUUGAGAAACAAGUACAACAUUUUGUGCACCACAAUGACAAAAAUUGUUAUGUGACAUUGUGUAUAUACUGAGUGUACACUAGUUUCCUGAAAAACACUGAUUUAUUUUACUGUUUGUACUUUUUUUCUUUAAUCACCAGCUACCAGUUAACUCUACACAUUCUGACUUUUUUAUUAACUUAUUUUAUUGAUAUCUGAAUUAAAUUUAUUAACACAAAAAAUAACUGUUUUUGUUUUUGUAGAGUCCUGAGGAAGUUCAACAUCACCCCCUCAGAGAGCUACUACAAAGUAUGUCUUUUCUUAAUCAUUACUCAGAACCUCCUUUUUCUGUGCUAACUUUAGUCAUAAACAUUGUAUGUAGAUAACAGCAUGUGACGUUUGAACAGCUGUUAUCAAGAAAGUUACCCUUUUUUUAUUAUAUCUUUUUAAUAUGUUUGUCUGCAGUUAUCACAAAUUGAAGAUGCCAUAGAGAAGUCGUACAGCAUCAAACCCAAGAUCCAGUGCGCCUUCGGGUCAAGGGUAAGAGCUUCUUUAUUUAUAUCAAUGCAGCACAAUUGUCAUUUGUUGUUCAGUUUUUAUGUGUUAAUAUUUUUAGAAUUAUUAAGUAUUCAAAUUCUGUGUUUUAUUUCAGCUGUUUCACGUCGUGGCUAACAGUCUGUGUGUUUUUGUGUGUGACAGAGAGAUGAGGUCCAGAUUUUGGGGCAGAUCGAGCUCUGUUUCGACACUGAAUUCACCCUGCUGGACUGUGAGAGACCUUUUCCAGACGACACGACAUCCAAGGGAUACGGAAAUGAUGUAAUGGAUGUUGACAGGUCUGGUUUCAGUGUGUGUCAGCAUGAUAUGCCAGUUUACUACCCACCUCUUGCAAAAGAGAGUUAAUCACACAAAAUAAAACAUAACACACGCACACACAAACACACACACUACACUUUCAUGUUCACACACUCACAGACAUGGGUCUCUGUUUACCAAUCAGCGGUACUGUACUAUAACACGCACAUAAAAAUAGUUUAAUGCUUAACGAUGAUCAUCCAGUUUCAGUGAUAGAGAGGUCAAAAAAAGCCUCAUAGCCUCAAUCAGAGCAGUCAAUCAAAAUCCUAACAUAAAUUCUAGCUUUGACGGGUACGAGAUUAAAAAAAUUACCUUAAGUGCAAUGUUAUUUUUAUAUCUUACACAUCCAGGGCACCCAAACACUUCACCACCACCUAGUGCUUUAAUGGGAUUAUGUGCCAUUCUGACCCUUUACAGAAGAUCAAUCCAAGAGUGCACAGCUUGUUGUUUUUCCGCAGCUCAACGGGGGGAUAUUGUGGGGAUUUCAGAUAGAAUAGGAAGGCAAACAAGUAGCCUACUGUGUCUGUCUAAAAACAAGUAAAGCCUCUUGUUUGCAGGUGACUUCUGUAUAAUGCUGCUGACAUUUUUUUUUUAACUGUGGUUUAUUUUGUAACUUUGCCAGCGAUAUUUUAUGCCAGUUUUUCGCUAAGAAGACACAAAAUAAGUGCCAUGUUGUUUUUCAUACCUUUUUUUUUUCCAAAGCUGAUUGGAUUUUUCGCUGUGAGUUGAAUAAUGUUAAUAAUAUUUUAAUGCAUUUUCCAUUAAGAUCAAUACAGCUGUUUUUCAUUAUCUUUAAAUCACUACACAAAUAGCACAGACUAAAAUUGCACAGUUUAAAAGCUUUUUUGCUGAAGGGCCACCAUCUUAAAACAAUGUUGCUUUGCACUAUCAUCUUCAUUUUUCAAGCAUUUUUAACUAAUAGGAGUUUUUACAGACUUAAAAUCAACUGUAAAUUGUGAGACUGUAAAUUAAGGUUUAAACAAGAAGGUAAAUAAAGUGUAUGAUGAUACAUGGAAAGGCUCCACUGGUGAUCAGGUUUUUUUUUUGUUGUUGUUUUGGGCUCUGGGGCUAAAAAGCUUGCUCCUCAAGGAUGUUGCAAAUGCUCUUAUUAACACUAUUUAAUCACAAAAUGAUUGUUGUUGUUGUUGUGUGCUGUUAAUUCAAAUCAAUGUAACUGGAAAGUGAAUGAUAAUUCUAAUGAAAACAACACUGGAGAAAUGCUGUGGUGUAUUUGAAUAUUUGUACUGUCAUUUUUCUAAUAUCAAUAAACAUUCAAUAACCAGUCAAUCUGA